Messenger RNA from Stereum hirsutum FP-91666 SS1, 590 nucleotides. RefSeq lists its product as uncharacterized. The transcript has 5 exons. Gene Ontology annotation, cellular component: DASH complex; spindle microtubule. The record is from RefSeq and is a predicted model, not a curated record. Gene Ontology annotation, biological process: attachment of spindle microtubules to kinetochore. Bases 1 to 540 code for a protein of 179 amino acids. Lineage: Eukaryota; Fungi; Basidiomycota; Agaricomycetes; Russulales; Stereaceae.
AUGUCUCGUAUGUCUGUUCGUUCAAGAGGUCGAGAAUCCAUCUUCGCGAGCAGUGCGGACUACUAUCGUGGCGACGCAGCGGCCAUCUGUAGUCCCAAUCUGCGAGAAUGCGUAUUAGCCAUGGAGGACUGUGCCGAAGAGGCACACGAAGCCCAACAACUCCUACGAAACGGAACCUUUGAUCUGCCUCGGAUGAGCAAAGUCCUGGAGAACCAGCGGGUCUUCCUCUUGAUAGACGAGAGCACUGUAAAGAGGUACAAAGCCGAUCUACGAGACGAGAUCGAGCCACAGGUCACCGAGCUCAUCUCACGGGCCGAAAAAGGCCUCAAAACGCUGCUCAAGAAGGAGAGUACUCUGCAGACAAAAGUCGAGGUGGCCCAAUCGCAACCUGCCUCACGACCAACUGCAGGCGUGGUCGCGUCCAACAAGGUCGAAGGGCGGAAGCUGCAAAUGUUGGUCCGACAGAGAGAGCAGCUCGAGCAGGAGCUGAGAGAGUUGGAGUCAGAAGUCCUGACUCUGGAGGCGAAGACGAAGCGAUGACGCGUCAGGAAGAAAUACCGCUAUUUGUAUACCUAGGUUCAUGUAUCAAC